Messenger RNA from Papaver somniferum (opium poppy), 1642 nucleotides. RefSeq names its product aldehyde oxidase GLOX-like. The transcript has a single exon. The record is from RefSeq and is a predicted model, not a curated record. Lineage: Eukaryota; Viridiplantae; Streptophyta; Magnoliopsida; Ranunculales; Papaveraceae. The coding region runs from base 110 to 1642 and encodes 510 amino acids.
CAUUUUCUUUGUCGUCCUUCUCAGACUAAUUCCAGCUUUAAAUUCGAGACGUUCGUUUGAAGGUGGUGGCGAAUGGCAAUUGUUGCAAAAAAAUAUAGGAAUAUCACCUAUGCAUAUGCAACUCCUCCAUAAAAACAAAAUAGUAAUGUACGAUAGAACUGAUUUUGGCAGAUCAAAUCUCUCUUUAUCAAAUGGCCGAUGUCGUAUUGAUCCUUCGGAUACCGCCUUAGAAAGGGACUGUACUGCUCAUUCUAUACUAUAUGAUGUUGAAGCGAACUCAUUUCGACCUUUAAUGGUCCAUACUGACACAUUUUGUUCAUCUGGCGCGGUUCUUCCAAAUGGAAUGCUAGUACAAACAGGUGGAUUCAAUGAUGGUGAACGGAUUAUACGUACAUUUGCUCCAUGCAACAAUGAAAGAUGUGAUUGGACUGAGCACGUGAACUAUCUUUCAGCCCGACGAUGGUAUGCUACUAACCAAAUAUUGCCAGAUGGUCGAGUAAUCAUCCUUGGCGGUAGGAGGCAAUAUAGUUACGAAUUCUACCCUAAAAGAGAUUCAGCAUCAUCGAAUUUACGUAACUUAACUUUUUUAAGAGAGACUCGUGAUGCUUCCGAGGAUAACUUAUAUCCAUUUGUACAUCUUUUACCAGAUGGGAACUUAUUCAUUUUCACUAACACAAGAUCAAUCUUACUUGAUUAUGUUCAUAAUCACGUGAUUAAAGAAUACCCACAAAUCCCUAGUGCUAACCCGAGAAAUUAUCCUAGUUCGGGUUCAUCCAUUUUACUUCCCCUUGAUUUUUCAUCCUUAGAAGAUCCCAAGAAAGUUGUAGCUGAAAUCAUAAUUUGUGGUGGUGCACCACCACGUAGUUACUUACAUGCAGGGCGAGGCAAUUUCGUACAUGCAAGUUCAACGUGUGGACGAUUAAAGGUAUCAGAUCCACAUCCAGUUUGGGUAAUGGAACAAAUGCCCUUUCCUCGGGUCAUGGGGGACAUGCUCAUCUUACCAACAGGUGACCUGAUGAUCAUUAAUGGAGCACGUAAAGGUACUGCAGGUUGGCUUUUGGGUCGUGAUCCAGUUCUGGAACCCAUCAGGUAUAGCCCCCAUGAAAAUGUAAACAAUAGGUUUUCGGUGAUGAACCCGUCAACCCGACCUAGAAUGUAUCAUUCCACGGCUGUAUUAGUACCCGAUGGGAGAAUUAUAGUAGGAGGAAGUAAUCCGAACGAAGGUUAUAAUUUCACUGGAGUAUUAUUCCCUACUGAUUUAAGCUUGGAAGCAUUUCAUCCACCGUACUUAGCACCGCAUAGUGCAGCUAUUAGACCUAGAAUCACCAAUAUUGGUAACGUUUUAACAUAUGGGGGAUCUAGGGAUAUUUUGUUCACUGUUUCUUCGUUUCGAGGGAAGAAUGCAAUAUCGGUUCGUAUUCUGUCACCGUCCUUUUCGACGCAUUCUUUUGGGAUGAGUCAGAGAAUGGUGGUUCUUAGGCUAAAUUCUGUUUCGCAACACCAUUCACAUUCACAGUCUGCGUAUCGAGCGACCGUGACCGGACCACCAACUGCUCGGAUUGCUCCACCUGGGUACUAUAUGUUGUUUGUUGUUCAUGCUGGUGUACCCAGUCCUGGUGUUUGGAUUAGAAUUAAUCCUUGA